This is a messenger RNA of Nannospalax galili (Upper Galilee mountains blind mole rat), 5091 nucleotides long. It is a transcript of the gene Klf9, whose product is annotated as Kruppel like factor 9. The coding region runs from base 1190 to 1924 and encodes 244 amino acids. Lineage: Eukaryota; Metazoa; Chordata; Mammalia; Rodentia; Spalacidae. Gene Ontology annotation, biological process: regulation of transcription by RNA polymerase II. Gene Ontology annotation, molecular function: DNA-binding transcription factor activity, RNA polymerase II-specific; RNA polymerase II cis-regulatory region sequence-specific DNA binding. The transcript is spliced from 2 exons. The record is from RefSeq and is a predicted model, not a curated record.
GCUUGGUUUUUGUUUUUUUAAAUUAUAGAUUCACACUGCAUUUAUCACAUCCCAGUUUUACCACCAGUGACACAAAAUGCCAAGAUCUGGCUACUUUCACUCCUCUGCGCGUUUAGAAGAGUCGAGCACUUGCUUUCGGAACGCCCUUCUGAUUGGCUGAGCCAAUGCCAGUGACAUCAACCAACUUACUUUUGAUUGGAAGGCUGGUUGCUGGGACUGUAGCGUUUGCAGGAAGUCACUUAACUAUUUGCGGACUGGGAAACCGAAGCUGAAGUUGUGUUUUGUCCUAAGGAGGGUGUAACCAGCUAGGGAAUAUGUGUCCCGAAGCUGCGCCAGCUGGCAUGUGAGUCGGGAGCCUGGGCGCGCACGCGGACCGGAGGGCACCCGCGGAGAUGCCCGGCCGCUGGUCGCCGGCCUCGGCAGUUACCCUUUUAAAUGUCAGCGACCAGGCUGGAGGGGCAGCACGAGGCGGCGGAACGGAACGGUCGGAUUGGCCGCGGGCCGCAGUUCCAGACGCACCUCUUCACCGUAGGGCCCUUCUGACUGGCAGGGGGAGAAAGUAAACAGAGUUGAAUCACCCUCCCCACUGGCCAAUUGGAGGGGGGCUGGAUUGUGACGUGAUGGGAUUCUGCGAAAUUGUUACUGAGCUGGAGAAUGCCGGAGACGCACGGAGCGGCAGGCGCAGGGGCUCAGAGGCCGUCGGCGGACGCGGGAAGAAGUGUCUCCUAGACGCUGCGCGCGCCGCCCUAGCCACCGGCGUGGGCGUGCUGGGCUGAGCUCCGGGGGCUUCGUUGGACGGAGGCGCGGCCGAGGGCGUGCCUGGCUUGCAGUUUCCUCUCCCAGCAACUCGGGGGCGUUUGCAGUCGAAUAAACUUGCGACCGCCACGUGUGGCAUCUUUCCAGGGGAGCGGGCUCCGGACACCGGCGCGCCCGUCGGGGGAUCGCGGGACGCCGGGCAGGGCGGCGGCUACAGCGGCGGAGCGGGCCGCGGAUGCUGCGUGCGGAGGCGCUGCCGGUUACGUAAAGAUGAGGGGCUGAGGUCGCCGAGCACUCCCGCGAGUAGCAAGCGCCCCCGCCCCCUUGGCCGCACAGUGCCGCGCUCGUCGUCCGAGGCCAGGGCAGGGCGAGCCGAAGCUCCGCAGCCACCGCCAAGUUCGGCCGCGCCGCCCGGGCUGCUGUCGCCCGCACCAUGUCCGCGGCCGCCUACAUGGACUUCGUGGCUGCCCAGUGUCUGGUUUCCAUCUCGAACCGCGCCGCGGUGCCAGAGCAUGGGGGCGCUCCGGACGCCGAGCGGUUGCGACUACCUGAGCGCGAGGUGACCAAGGAGCACGGUGACCCGGGGGACACCUGGAAGGAUUACUGCACUCUAGUCACCAUCGCCAAGAGCUUGUUGGAUCUGAACAAGUACCGACCCAUCCAGACCCCCUCCGUGUGCAGCGACAGUCUGGAGAGUCCGGAUGAGGAUAUGGGAUCCGACAGCGACGUGACCACCGAAUCUGGGUCGAGUCCUUCCCACAGCCCAGAGGAGAGACAGGAUUCUGGCAGCGCGCCCAGCCCGCUCUCCCUCCUCCACUCUGGAGUGGCUGCGAAGGGGAAACACGCCUCCGAAAAGAGGCACAAGUGCCCCUACAGUGGCUGUGGGAAAGUCUAUGGAAAAUCCUCCCAUCUCAAAGCCCAUUACAGAGUGCAUACAGGUGAACGGCCCUUUCCCUGCACGUGGCCAGACUGCCUUAAAAAGUUCUCCCGCUCAGAUGAGCUGACCCGCCACUACCGGACCCACACUGGGGAAAAGCAGUUCCGCUGCCCGCUGUGUGAGAAGCGCUUCAUGAGGAGUGACCACCUCACAAAGCACGCCCGGCGUCAUACCGAGUUCCACCCCAGCAUGAUCAAGAGAUCGAAAAAGGCUCUUGCCAGCCCUUUGUGAGGUGCUCCCCAUGGCAGCCAGGCAGAGAUGGUCCCCAGAAGGAAAAAACUACCCCCAGAAAACAGAUGGACACAUGGAAACCCAGCCCCAACAGAGGCACGCUGGCCACAGGAGGUCACUGCUCUUUGGUCAUUAUUCUGAUGUUCCUCUCCCCGCACUGUUUCCAAAAAGCACAUGGUAGCCUAAGAUCAAAGCCAACAUUUGGUCCCCUCACAGAAGCAACUCUGAACCUGUCUCUGACUGUUGGAGGGCAGGCAAAUGCUUUUGGUAUUUUCUCCUUUGUUUUGGGGGGUGGGGGGGAGGGGGGGCAAAGCCAAGACUGGGGUAGAAUUUUGAAGAUUCACACUGGUGUACAUACGUCUGACUGGGUGAGUCGACCUGUGGCAUCCCACGGCGACUCUGGGCCCUUUAUGCUUGCUGACUCUCAGAAUUGUUUUCCUAUCUUUUAAUGUAAUGACGAGUGUGCUUCAGUUUGUUUAGCAAAAUCACUCUCUUGAAUCACGUUAACUUUUGAGAUUUAAAAAAAAAACCUCCAUAGCACAGCUGUCUUUACGCAAGCAAGAGCACACCUACUCCAGCAUGAUCUGUCAUCUAAAGACUUGAACACAAAAAAGUUACUUAUAGCCAAUGGAUAAGCAGAUUCCGAAUUUACACUAAUCAAGACAAACCUUCGAGAGUUUACGCUAAGUCUGGAACUUUCAAACCUUGCUUUGUAUCAGUUGUACUUUUUGAACAUAAGCUGCACCUUUAUUUUCUAAUACAGAGGGUGAAUAAGUUAACACAUGCUUUGAGGAUAGAAGCAGACAUUCUGUUUGGCACCACGUUAUAAUCUGCUUAUUUUACAGUACACAUGUUUCCCUAAGAACUCAUGGCAGAGAUGUGAGGGCAGAAUAUUACAUAACACAUGCUGAGGAAGAGGAAGAGGAGGAGGAGAAAGAGGAAGGUAGUGUUUUAAAAAAUACAAAACCAAGCAAACAGAAUUUUAACUCUAUGAAUUUGUUCAAAUUUCCCUGUCCCUUCAGUUAACAUCUUACUAUACUUACGCCCCUAAGAGACAGAGCAGAGCUUUGGGCUCUGUCCGGUGUUGAUACAUGGGUGCAUAACCAUCACCAGGCCUGGAAAAAUGCCUAUUUUGUGGAGAGAAUGCUUUUUGGUCUCCUUCCCACGUUCCUAUGAAACUCCCACUAUGAGGUGCAAGAGUUCUGUCAAAGGAAAGGGAGCUGAAAUGAAAAAAAAAAAAAAAAAGUAUGCCCCUGUAAGUAGUAAGUAUCCAGGGACAAUACCACGAUGGUUUUGGAGGUGACUGCAGGACAGCUCCUCUUGGUAAACAUAAGUCAAAGAAACACAUGGGUAUGAACCACGUCACUGAACCGUGGGCAUCAGUAGCCAACCACUAUCUAGCUUGUAUCUGAAUGUCUGCAAUGGCCUAAACCACCACAUCCAUUCUAUGCCACUUACCGGAAACUUAAGUUUGGCUUCUACAUGGCCAGAAAAAUAAACUGAGUUUUCUUAGUUAAAAAGCAAAAACAAACAAAAACCUCAAAUGAGGGGAGUCAGCAGUGAUCAUGGGGGAAAUGUUUACAUUUUUUUCUUCAGAAAUACUGCUUUCUGACAAUUUUAUCUGACAUUUAAAACAGGGAGCUAUGGUGCACUCUAGUUUAUCCAUGUGCUACAUACGGGGUGCAAAACGCAGGGUGCCCACCUGCACACGAGCUCUGCAUUUCAUCCGGCACAUGCUCACUUCCAUGUCAGCAGCGGGCGCUCCUGCAGCGGGCACGGGUCACAGCUGACUCCAACUUCCAAUACAACAGCCAUCACUAGCACGGUGUUUUCUGUUUAACCAACGUAGUUAUAUUAGUAGUUCUAUCAAGAGAACUGCUUUUAACAUUAGGGACUGGGAGCAGUCCAUGAGCUAAAAAGGAAAGUGUUUUCUCAUGAGAAAACACGUCAGGAAAAAUAAAGAACACUUUCUACCUCUGUUUCAGAUUUUUGAAACGCUUAUUUUAAACCAAAUUUUAAUUUCUGUGUGCAAAAUAAGUUUUAAGGACAUCUGUUCUUCCAUAUGAAAUAGGUUAGGCUGCCUGUUUCUUCCUGAGCUCAUGGGAUGGCUCAUAGGAUGCUCUGCACGCUGCCUUUUGGUGAGUGAGGAGUUUGGGGUUGCCUAGCAACUUUCUAACUUGUAAAAACUCAGCUUCCCCUCACAGAAGGAAAUGAAGGAAAACAAAGUCAGUGAAAGACAAUCUCUAUUGUUUCAGGAGUAAAUCUCUAUGUGGCUUUUGUCACAUACUUAGAUCAAUAUAAAUGCAGCAACUUGUUUUAAAAAAAUGCACAAUUCAUUUCCCGAAAGAGUUGCUAUUUGCCUUUUCAAGUUGUUGACAGACACACAUUUGAUAUUCUCUUAUAUGUUAUAGUAACAUAACGUAUAAACUCAAGGCUUUUUAUUCUUUGUGAUAAAUCCUGUUUUACAAUGUCGCAAAACAGGAACCAGCAUUCUAAUUAGAUUUACUAUAUCAAGAUAUGGUUCAAAUAGGACUACUAGAGUUCAUUGAACACUAAAACUAUGAAACAAUUACUUUUUAUAUUAAAAAGACCAUGGAUUUAACUUAUAAAAAUCCAAAUGCAGGAUAGUAAUUUUUGUUUACUUUUUUAACCAAACUGAAUUUUUGAAAGAUUAUUGCAGGUGUUUAAAAAGAAAGAAAAGCUGUUUUAUCUAAUACUGUAAGUAGUUGUUAUUCAUGGAAAAUAUAAUAGUUUUAGAGUUAAGAUAUCUCCUCUCCUUGGUUAGGGAAGAAGAAAGCCUUUCACCAUUGUGGAAUGAUGCCCCAGCUUUAAGCUCCACAUCACGCUUUUUUGAGAAUUAUAUUUGGUAGUUAUAAUUACAGAAGCCAAUUAGUUUGUCAGUUUGCAGAUAGAUUUAGCACAGUACUCAUCACCCUGGGUAGAUCAAGAUGUUCUUUCACAGCGGAUGAAUGGUCUGUAACACUGUAAGAUACUGAUCCUUACAACUGUUUAAUCAGUUUUAUUUUUGUACAGUAUUAGUGACCUAAGUUAUUUUGCUGUCCCGUUUUUGUAAAUCAAAUGAAAUUAUAAGAGGAUUCUGACCGUAGGUAUUUUGUACAUAUGUAUAUAUGUUGUCCAAAUAAAAAUAAUAAAUGAUAAAGAUUGAA